AUGACUCCUAUAUCUGGGGAUUUUGCAGGCCAGUUCAUACUGGCCGUGAUCCCACGAUGCUUGUGUAAAGUACUCACUCAGUACCUGUACAUGAGGGUCAAGGACGAAAUGUACCCCAACGGUACAGAACCGGCGAAACACAACGUCACCUGCUUCCAGAACAGUUCAACCGAAGGCUUCAAGCUCCAGGAGAAAGCCCAGCAGGUUACGAACGCCAUGCAGAUGCAGUUCUCCUUGACCAAGUCUGGAUGUGAGCUCGUGAUGACUUUAAUUCUUGGAUCCUUCUCGGAUUAUAUAGGAAGAAGGGUUCUGUUUGUUGUUCCAUCGGUUGGUUACCUUAUCAAAGAUUCCAUUCUCACGGCAAUAAUUUAUUGGAACUUGGAUCUGAAGUUUUACUAUGUUGGUGAGAUGUUGGAAGGAAUUACUGGCGGGUCGUCUCUGUUCAAACUAGCCUGCUACACGUGUGUGUCGGACAAUACACCAGCUAAAGGGGUCAGGACCCUGGGGAUGAUAGCAGUAGAUGUCACAAUUGCAGUAGCACAAGCAUCCAUUUCAUCAGUGACCGGCAUCUUCAUCCAGAAUACAGGAUUCUUUUACCCUUCCUUGGCAUCAGCGUUGAUGACCGUGGUUGUCUUGCCCAGAGAUGAUAGGAUACUACAGUAUGGCAAGCACAAUGUUCCAACAAGUGCUCUGUAUUCCCUUAGCCAGGCUGCUCCAGAGCUGCGUCAGUGA
Molecule: messenger RNA, 732 nt
Organism: Haliotis rubra (blacklip abalone)
Lineage: Eukaryota; Metazoa; Mollusca; Gastropoda; Lepetellida; Haliotidae
Product: proton-coupled folate transporter-like
Exons: 3
Coding region: 1-732 (243 amino acids)
Biological process (GO): transmembrane transport
Cellular component (GO): membrane
Molecular function (GO): transmembrane transporter activity
Source: RefSeq, a predicted model, not a curated record